Dracunculus medinensis (Guinea worm) is the source of this 1116-nucleotide messenger RNA. The record is from the annotation of a GenBank genome assembly. NCBI's taxonomy places the organism in Eukaryota, Metazoa, Nematoda, Chromadorea, Rhabditida, Dracunculidae.
AUGAACGGAUGUUUGAAUGACACCGAAAGAAUGCUUCAUCUAAUUAUCAAGGAAUCAAAUGGCGAAUUUGAUGCGAAAAAAAUUCUUGGUAAUUUAAUGAUGGAUAUUACGGCGAAAUGCUUUUUUGGCAUCGAUAUUAACGCUCAGUUCAGUGAAAACUCUGAUUUCAUAAAAUAUGCCAAACGCGUAUUAUCAUUUACUUUCCAAGAUUAUCGCUUUAUAUUUAUAAGUAAACUAUUGUUAAGUGUUCAGUAUUUGUAUCGCGGUGCUGUGUUUUCAGCUAUGUUUCCAAAUUUAGCGCGGAUUAUUGAGAAUAUAAGCGGAUAUGAGUUCUUCGAUGGUGAGUGCAACGAGUUCUUCAAAAAUAUCAUAGAAAAGGCAAUCGAGACCAAGCGUGCAGAACCAUCGGAAAAUAUGACAUGUUGGCAAGUAUACUGGAUUGCUUUGACAAAAAAGUGGCAAAUAUCGAUGAAAUGUUCGACAAAAGAAGAACUGGAAGGGCUAAUAAUUUCACAACUAUUCGUUUUUAUUAUAGCAGCUUUUGAUCCGACGUCUUCAACUUUACUUUACUGCCUCUACAAUUUAGCGAUGCAUCCUGCAAUUCAGCUCCAAGCCUAUAAGGAAAUUGUAAAUAUAAUUGGCGGAAAGGAAGUAAUUGAAUACGAUGAUUUAUCGUCUAUGAAUUAUUUGAAUCAAGUUAUUAAUGAGACACUCAGAAUGUAUCCACAAGCACCAAGAUUAUUACGAGAAUGCAAUAAAGAUAUUGAAAUUGGCGGGAUCUAUUUUGAAAAAGGUUCAGCACUAUUGGUACCCAUCUUCGCCAUACAUUACAACAAUGAUUAUUAUCCGGAUCCAGAAAAGUUCGAUCCCGAGAGAUUUUCUCCUGAAAAUAUAGUUCACCGAGAUCCUUUAGCAUGGUUGCCUUUCGGUUUUGGCCCACGAAUUUGUAUUGGUCAACGGUUGGCCACUACAACAACUCGCCUUAUUUUAGCACGUUUAUUAAGAGAUUUCCAUUUCAUACCAUGCGAUAAGACGCCGCGAUUACCACUUCGAAUAAACACAGCUGGAUUUACCACGCCGGUGAAUCCGAUUAUCCUAUCAGUGGAAAGACGAUAA